Messenger RNA from Cryphonectria parasitica EP155, 660 nucleotides. RefSeq lists its product as uncharacterized. The record is from RefSeq and is a predicted model, not a curated record. NCBI's taxonomy places the organism in Eukaryota, Fungi, Ascomycota, Sordariomycetes, Diaporthales, Cryphonectriaceae. The coding region runs from base 1 to 660 and encodes 219 amino acids. The transcript is spliced from 6 exons.
AUGCCUUCUCGUGCUCAAGUUCUCUCCGUCCUCGCGGCUGCUGCAGUGGCCGUCAAGGCUGCCGACGGACCAUUCUUCAGCACUGGGCCCACGUCCUCGGGCACAUACAUCACGUCAGCCACGGCCACCCUCAUCCUGCCCGAUGCCCCGUCAGGCAACGAAGGGGACCUCUCUCUGUGGGUUGGCAUGGGAACGUCCGAUGGCGAUCUGAUUCAGAGCAUUGCGGAUUGUUAUGUAUAUACCACCUGGAGCGUCUUUGCCUAUACGCUCAAGGAGACUAGCCCCACAUCGCAAGAGGUGAUCGAAGGAGAAACCCACGCAGCCGCGACUGCCCAAGAGGUGACCAUGCUCUACCAAUAUGACUCGUCCACCGGAAACUACACCCAGACAGUCUCCCUCAACGGCGCCGUCGUGUCGACGCUGUCGACCAGCGACGGGUACGCCGAGGGUUGGGGCUCAGCCGUGGAGUGUGCCGCUACCAACUGCGGUACGGUGCCAGCUCAUCAGUGGAUCAAUGCCGAGAUCGUCCUGAGCGGUGCGGACCCUGACUAUAUCGACACCUUGUACCUGGGCCUAGGAGCCACUGGUUCGAUGAGCUCCAGCGACGGCGGUGUUACCUGGGUGAUUGGUACCAUCGACAUCCCUGAGUACACCUUUUAA